Messenger RNA from Chaetomium strumarium, 2280 nucleotides. RefSeq lists its product as uncharacterized. Gene Ontology annotation, cellular component: nucleus. Gene Ontology annotation, molecular function: RNA polymerase II cis-regulatory region sequence-specific DNA binding; DNA-binding transcription factor activity, RNA polymerase II-specific. The record is from RefSeq and is a predicted model, not a curated record. Gene Ontology annotation, biological process: regulation of transcription by RNA polymerase II. The coding region runs from base 1 to 1896 and encodes 631 amino acids. The transcript has 2 exons. Lineage: Eukaryota; Fungi; Ascomycota; Sordariomycetes; Sordariales; Chaetomiaceae.
AUGGCUCCAGCAUUUCGGCCCGUCAAUAUCCCGCGGGAAGACUCGGCCACAGAAGCUACUUCAAGCUCACCACCGAGAACACCGCGACCAACGACCGCCCCCGCCCAGUCAACAAGACCACUUGAGGACGCCACGACGCCAACUCGAGACAGUUUUGCGACCAGCGCGUUGGCGUCCCAGAGGCCACUUCCAGUCUCGGGACCUCCCGACUCGGUGCAGAUACCCGAACUAAGACCGCCCAGAACGACUGUCGACUCCCGACAGGCGGGACAAUCCGGGGAUUCGCAGGAUGGUGGUGACGAUAUGUCAGAUGACGAAGGCAGCGCGAAAGUGGGCGGAACCAAGAACAGAAAGAAGAACCCGUCAAGGUUUCCCUGCAAGGGCUAUCCCCCGUGCACCCUGAGCUUCACCAGGAGCGAACACCUGGCUCGUCAUAUCAGAAAGCAUACCGGGGAACGGCCUUUUGCGUGCGGCUGCGGGAAGCGCUUUUCGAGGUACGACAACCUCCGGCAGCACUCGGCUACCGUACACCACAGGGAGGAUAUUCCGCCCGAGUCUCUUGCGGCUACAGGAGCACGUUUCCAAAGGCAGCACAGGACGGACAGGAUACGCCCCACCAGCAGCCGAUCCAGAGCGUCACCAGGCGACAGCAUUCGAUCUGGGGGCCGUGGUCACGCAAAGAGUUUCUCCAUGUCGUCCAUGUCGAGUAUCGCAAGCGCGAGCUCGCUGGGUUCUACGUAUCCCGUAGACGAGGCUCGCCCCAGGCCGCCGCCGCUCGUGAUGGCGGAUGAGCGGCCGAGGUAUCCGGGGGGCGAGCCAUACUACAAUCUUGAAGGGCAAUAUUACUUGCCACCUUCGCCGAGUGAUUUCAGCACCCCAACCUCGGCAACGUUCUCUCACGGCCAGAGCAGCCCUCAUUGGGGCCCCGCUUAUUCUGGCCCUUCUCAUGCUAGAUCUAACAGCAUGUACGCUGGCUCCAGGACACCCGGCCGCCGCUUGAGCGUGCCAUCCGGGGCCAACCCUUUCCAAUCGCCGCAUGGCGUAACCUUCGGAGGGCCCUUACCCGGGCCGUCCGGGUUGAACGCGUCCUCGGCCGGAGAUGAGGCAUGGCGCAGACGCACGUGGCAUCCCGACACGGAUGGUGGUUACUACGGGCCGCCAAGCAGACCCCCGUCACAGACGGUACGUCUUCCAGGCAUAGAGACGUUCGACCGGAUCGUGAGGGAGAAUGAAACCGCACCCUCAAUGAAUUCUGUCCUGCAGUUCACCGACUCGGAUCACUGGGAUCGACGUGAGGACCCAAUCAGGCCCGCAAUCAAUAACACCCCACCGAGGGACAGCGCUUGGGCAUGGGCAAACGAAGCCAACCAGGCCCUCCUUGCUCAGGCUGAGCAGGCUCGGGUCGGAUUCGAGCCUGAGACGCAUACCGCGCCGAGAGGAGCACUUCCUCUAUUAUCGAGGCCAGCGUACCUUCCUCUCGAGCCUAGGCCUCUGCCUCGACAUCAACAUACCCUGUCAGCGCCUUUGGCCAGCACUACACGGCCACCUAGUCACUUCGGAUGGCACAAUGGGCGAUCUACUUUUACCCCGCCUGAAGACACCAACCACUAUCCGCAGCGGCGAAACGUCAUUGACCGCAUUCUCCACCCGAACAUGGGAUCCUUCCAAGGAUUUCCGGCUCGCGAGCAGCAAGCUGCUAUGCACCAGCAGCCUGAACCUGGCAGGGCGCGGAUGGAGCGGAUCCCCGAGCGGCCGCCGAACCCGGGAGCAAACAGGGAGUUCCUGCGUGGACUGGACGCGCUCGUAGCCGUUGCGACCAACGAAGCGUCUCAGCAGCAGCAGCGCUUUAGGGGUGAACCCGGGCAACAAUACGAAGAAGGAGUAGGAACCAAUUAGGUAUUCUUCUUCCUUUCUUGGUCAUCUUUUCUUGGUCAUCUUUUCUUGGUCAUCUUUUCUUCUGCAUCUCCUGUUGCGAGUCUCCUAAUGUAUGGGUGGGCACGGUUGCUUGGAGUUGAAGCUAAAUUGGUCCUGCGUUGGUUUUGCUUUUACCUGGGGCGCCAUCGGAAUCGGAGAAAAAAAAAAAGGAGUGACGACCAUCUUGUCUUGCUUUUACGAACUACGAAACGACCAAGGGAACUACUAGGUCACGGUGGAAUACCCAACUCAACUCGGACGGGCGGCAUCUGUGGAUUUCAGAUCAUGGCAGGAAACGGUGGCUUAGGUUGCAUUUCAGCGGGGUUCAUUCACGACUUGUUGGGGACGAUAUGGUGCAUGGCGAGA